AAUAAAAUUAAAUAUUUGCAUAUUAAAUCAUGGCAUAUUUUGAUUUUUUCUGUAACGAUAUCAAAAAUAAAAGUUGGGAUACUGAAAGUAUCAGAGGAUCUUGCUAUGAGAUGUGUCCUCAGGCCGAAAAGAAAUUACGAGAAAAAGAGAAGCUCGUGCAUGUGUUGGAAGUUGUAGGCUCGACAAGACAGAUGGUUAAAAGCUACAGUCGUUCAGCAGCAGAUUCACAUAUAGCGAUUCCUGGACAUCUGAGACCAUUUCCUAUUCUUAAAGAGACUACUCAGUACUUAUUGCUAAGGGUAACAAAACGGACAGAUGUAACUGCUGCAUGCAUAUAUGACUUUGUAAAUGACAGAUUAAGAGCCAUUCGGCAAGAUAUGACGGUACAGAGAUUGGGACCAGAGGAAUGUAUGCAACUGCUUGAACCUAUGAUCAGAUUCUAUGUUUAUUUUGGAUACAGAUUAUGUGCAAGUUCUUUAAAUGAAUUUGAUCCAGUAUUAAAUAGAAAAUAUCUAUUAGAAUGCAUGAAAUGGUUUCUGAGCUGCUGUGAUAUGCAUAACAAAAAUACCAGAGACAAUGAGCUGACUGAAUUAAUUUCGAAUUGGACCAUAGAUAAGGAUGACUAUAGUCUAAAAUGUGACAGAGUUUUAGUGGAGAGCUUGUAUGUGUUGUGUAAUUUAGGUGAUAUGCAUCCUUUAUACAGAUAUUUAUCUUUGAGGCCGGAUAUCAAAAGGGCCCCACUACUGCAGUUAGCAUACAAGAUGGCAAUAGCAAAUCUGCACGGCAACUUUGUAAAGUUGUGCAGGCUAUCGGAAAAGUUGUGUCCACUCACUUACUGCGCUUUUUAUUUACACCUACCCACUAUUCAAAGAAGAGGUGUGUCAGUGGUGUGCCAGGCGUACAGCAGCCGGCAGGGGAGUGUGCCCGCAGAUGCGGUGGCGCGCUGGCUGGCACUGCGCAGCGCCAUGUCCGCCGCCGCGCUCUGCCGACACUACGGUCUCACCACACGCUCCGACCACACCGUGCACUUUAUGAAGGCUGACUUCAAGACAGAUGUUGAACCGAUGAAACCAGAUACUUGUGUCCCGGACAAGUUAAACAUUUCAAUACAAGAAAUUCUAACAUAUAGAACUGAUGAAAUGAUUUAUUGAGUUGGUCUCAGAUAUUAAAACCGAUAUAGUUAAUUCCUUCAGAUGAGGGAAUAUUUUAUCUUUUUUUUUUACUUUAUUUCGUAAUUUAUUUUUAUUUUUAAAACUUGAAAUUAAAUGAAGUGUAUUUCAGGUGGGGUUUGGGUUUAAGAGAGCGAAAUACUUUUCAAUACUGAGAGCCUAACAUGAAUAUCUGUGAGAUUUCGUAAUGCGAUCGACAAAACUUGUGCUGCGCCCUCUACAGGGGGUAAAGUACACCAACAAAUGUUAAUUAAUUUAGCCGAUUACGAAACCGCGUGUCGCAAAUAUUUGUUUACGUCUUUAGUUCUAAGAUUACCCUAGAACUCAUGAUCUCAUAGUUUUAAUUUAAAGAAAUCUGUUAUCAUGAAAUGUUUUGUUUAUAUUUUUUAAAUAAACCAAG
This is a messenger RNA of Papilio xuthus (Asian swallowtail), 1569 nucleotides long. Its product is annotated as SAC3 domain-containing protein 1. The coding region runs from base 30 to 1151 and encodes 373 amino acids. Gene Ontology annotation, biological process: centrosome duplication; spindle assembly. The record is from RefSeq and is a predicted model, not a curated record. NCBI's taxonomy places the organism in Eukaryota, Metazoa, Arthropoda, Insecta, Lepidoptera, Papilionidae. The transcript has 7 exons. Gene Ontology annotation, cellular component: spindle; nucleus; centrosome.